AGUAUCCCGCUGCUUAGAAAUUCGAAGGCAAAAGUCCACCAUGUUCUCCACCUUAAGGGCCUUUGCCCCCACGUUCAAUCGUUCCCCAUCUCUCGCCUUUUCGACCAAAACCCCUAUGGAUUCCGUCGUCAGGGGCCCCGAUGGUCACAGCUCAAGGUGCGCCUCCACCUCUGAACCAAGAGAGACUCGGAUCAGCAGUGGAGGGCCUCCGAUCACGUUGCAGGAAUGGCAGGCCUGGGGCUCCGCGUCUCCUCUUCCCACCAUGGUUACCGAAAUUGUCGAGGAAUUGAAGGUUUUGGAGAAAAAUAUUGAUGCCCAAAUGAGUUUUGGCGGCAGUGGGGGCAAGCUUCAGGGAUAUUUUAAAACUCAGGAGGACAAAAAACACCGAGCUACAUAUCAGGCUUUAGGUAGUUCUGAGCAGAAACUCCAAUUUUUUUCUGCUCGACAAAUAGCUUGCCGUUUGCUUGGGAGCCGGGAUUAUCUUUGUCAGAAGUGUUGGCUGCCUUUUGAGGAUUGUAUGUGUUCAAGAGUCAAGCGCUGUUCUCUAUGGGGUGGAGCACGGUUUUGGCUAUAUAUGCAUCCAAAGGAUUUUCUGCGGCAGAACAACACAGGAAAAUUGUUGUUGCAAGUCUUUGGUGUAGAAGCCACAACUUUAUGCCUCUACGGUAUCUCGGAACAUGAAGAAAUCAUGUGGAAUGCAUUCAAGGCAGCAGGUAAAAGCAAGGUUUGUUGCCUUUACCCCAACAAGAAUGCAACUUCAAAAAGUGUUCAAGAUGCCUUCAGCUCUGAGCUCUCGACUAAGCAAGAAUGCACACAGAAAACGACUGAUGGAGAUGGAAUUCUGAAUUUUAUUUUGAUUGAUGGUACAUGGAGCAACUCUGCUGCAAUGUUCAACCGUCUCAAGGAGCAAGCAAAUUCGGUUUGGGGGGAGGACCUUCCAUGUAUAUCAUUGACCACUGGCUCCUCCGCAAUGCAUAAACUCCGGCCUCAACCAUCAUGGGAUCGCACCUGCACUGCAGCAGCAGCAGCUAGCCUGCUCUUCGAGCUUCAACUCAUUCCAAAGUUCAGUUCCAUUGAAUUCGACAAACAGGGUGAGGCAUUGGAAGACGCUCUGGAAGUAUUGUUAGAAGCUCUCACCGCUCGACGUAUUCGGAUGGGUCGGUCCAUCACUCGGAAAGUAAGACAUGCAAGCAGCUUUUGCUAGUAAAGAAUCUUCUUGAAAACCCCGACUCUGCACUAUUUUGUUUCUGUUCAACUUCGGCAUUAUAGUAUUAGGACUGUAUACCAAAUCAUUAACCUUGUAUUUUUAUAAAUGCAUUAAUUUAGUGAUGUGUGAAGAGAGUGAUGGGAUAUGGCAUAGCAAUAACUAUGGAGAUAGCGAAAAAUAAAGAAGAUGCUGAUGGGUGCGGCGCAGAGCGGAUGCCUUUCAUUUUACUUUUUGAGUUUCAUACUAAUCUUUAAUUCAUUUCUGUUCUGCUUCUGCUUUCGGUGGCUUUA
This is a messenger RNA of Momordica charantia (bitter melon), 1497 nucleotides long. RefSeq names its product DTW domain-containing protein. Lineage: Eukaryota; Viridiplantae; Streptophyta; Magnoliopsida; Cucurbitales; Cucurbitaceae. The record is from RefSeq and is a predicted model, not a curated record.